GGACGUGGGGAGCGGCGGCGUGCUGUGCCUCAGUUUCCCGGCCCCGAAAGGCGGCCGGGGCCACGUGGAGAAGCGCUCGUUUCUGGCAUCCAGCGGGACGCUGUGUGGAAGGGACAGGUGCGGUUUCUGGAAUUCCCCCUCGGUCCUCGCCGGGUGCGGAGAACGACUGGCACUCCCGAGACCUCACAGCGGGUUCCGGCCGCGCCCCUUCCCAAGGCCGUGACCUUGAGCGAGUCCCCUGCGCCGCUGGGCCCAUGUGCUCCCGCAGGUGAAGUAGUAUUAACGGUUCCUCGUCCGGGUUGAGGGCCCUGGAAAGCCUACGUGGGUGACGUGUGUCCCCCGGUGCCCCGCAGGGCUCUGGGGGCUCUUUCCACGGAGAUGCCUCCUGAGCCUGUGUUGAUCGCGGAGGCGCGACCCGGCGGGAGUCCGACUCUUGCGCCUUGCCGGCCUCUAGCCUCUACCAGGCUGGGGCGGGGGUGGAGGAUGCGGACGCAGUUUCUGGAAUUGCCGCUGUGCUUGGGCGGAGAGGUGGAAGCCUCUCCUGGCUGAGAGCCAGGGCGGCCUAGGAGUUUCCGUUCACGGCACACGGAACCGGCUUUCCCUGACAGUAGCGGACCUGUUUUCUUAUCGAAGACAUUCAGUUAGCUUUGACCAGGGAGUCCAUCCACACGGUCGGUGCCAGUCGUGUGCGGGCGUGGGAUGUCCCCUUGCACGCACAUGCACAGGGAGCUCCGGGGACACGCUAGCAGUCGCCCCAAGCCCCCCCUUCAUGGCCUAGACCGUUGUCAGCACACGUCUUCCUCCCAUCCGCAGGGCGCCGCCCCUCACUUUUAUUUCAGACCCACCCUGUUGCCCCGUGCGAAGUUCACUAUCAUCUCUUCAGUCUUCUUGCUCCAUUGUUUUGUCUUUGGAAUCUUUAGGGCCCUCUGACAUGGUCUUGCUGAUUUUAGUUGCUUGUUCAGGAUCUGUUUCCAGCCCCGGAUCGUGAGCGCCUGUUGCUGCUCUGUGCCAAGACCUAGAACGGCCUGGGCUUGUAAAAGGUACUCAAUAAAUGGUUGAAUGAGUGAAUGGGUCUCCCACUCAGGGGCUCCCAUCAAACUUGUACUAAAUGCACACAAACCCACCGUGGCCUUCAAGGCUGUGCUGGAUCCGCAGGGGAGACACCUCCCGGCUCCUCCCCUUCCCUUCUCCUGCUCAGCGCACCCGGCUGGGUGGUGCUGAACUUGCAAAGUCUUUCCCAUUUUGCAGCCUUCCUCCUUGCACUUCCCUUCAUCCGACAGGCCUCUGCAGGGCUGUCUCUCCUGUGCAUCAGUGUCACCUACUACAAGAGCCUUUUCCUGGUUGUUUUAAUUCUGGCGAAGGUGCCCCUGGCCCCUACCUGCCUGUUUUCUGGAGACAGUGUCAUCUUUUGCCAGAUGUUCUGAUCCUGUCUCUAAUGUGAGAUUGCGGGCUUUCUAGAGCUGCCUAAGCCCCAGGGUGCGGGCUGUGACAUGGACGUGAUAGUGACAUUUACGUUGUGGGCUGUGGGAGGAUUAGGAAAAGUCACAAAAUACAUUGGACACAUUCGACCCUGGGCACUCGAGUGUCCACAUGUAAACCUUUUCGUUUUAGUUCUCAGAACUGCCUGGUGAAGUGGGAAUGAUUAUGGUAUCGAUGUGGAAACCAAGGCUUAGAGAAAUGAUGUGAUGUCCUCCCCACGGUCACAGCUGGCAAGUGUGGGAUUCAGUCUCUGGGAAUCUGGCUCCAGAACAAGGGACUUUUAGUCACACUUUACCUCAGUGGUUUUGGUUACCUUUAAGGACGUGGCUGUGACCUUCACCCAGGAAGAGUGGGGACAGCUGGAACUGGACCAGAGGGCCCUGUACCAGGAGGUGAUGCUGGAGACCUGUGGGCUUCUGGUCUCACUGGGGCACGAAGUCCCCGAAGCAGAGUUGACGCACCUGCUGGAACAUGGGCGGGAGCUGUGGGCUGGAAAGGGAGGCCUCUCGUGGAGCACCUGCCCAGGUGACAGCGCCAGACGUCGGACCAGAGACCCAAGCGCUUGUCAGCCGGUUUUGUCUGCGGGAGCCUGGCUCCGGGGAAGCCCGGCCCAGGGACCUUCAAGGGUCUCCAGGUUGGUGCAGGCCAGGGAUUGGGAAGGGCAUCUGGAAACGCAGAAAGGUCGACUGACGCCUGGGAGGGACGCUCACAAGACCCACCUUGAGAGAAUGAACCUUGAAGAUGACGGUUUGGGGACAGAGGACGAUCUGCACCUCCAGGUGUUGCAAAAGAGAGUCUCUCCGGGAGAGGUGCUCCGUGAGCGGGACCCACAGGGACCGGACAGAGGCUGCGCGCUUCGUGCGGGGGGUGACCUCUACAAAUGCAAGCAGUGUGGGAAAGGUUUUAACCGCAAGUGGUACCUCGCACGGCAUCAGCGGGUCCACACCGGCACGAAGCCCUACGAAUGCAACGCGUGCGGCAAAGCCUUCAGCCAGAGCUCGACCCUGAUCCGGCACUACCUCAUCCACACCGGGGAGAAACCAUACACGUGCCCGGAGUGCGGCAAGGCCUUCAAACGCAGGUCCUACCUCCUGCAGCACCGGCCGGUCCACACCGGGGAGAAGCCCUACGAGUGCGCCCAGUGUCGGAAGGCCUUCGCCCACCGCUCCACUUUCGUCCGGCACAGCCGCACCCACACGGGAGAGAAGCCCUUCGCGUGCAGGGCCUGCGAGCGGUCGUUCGGCAACCGAGCGCACCUGAUCCAGCACUACGUGGUGCACACGGGGCAGAAGCCGUACGAGUGCGCCGAGUGCGGCAAGGCCUUCCGCUGCGGCGCGGAGCUCCUGCAGCACCGGCGCGUGCACACCGGGGAGAGGCCUUUCGCGUGCGCCCAGUGCGGGAAGGCCUUCCACCGCAGCACCUACCUCCUGCAGCACUCGGUCGUCCACGCCGCGGAGGCGCCCCACCGCUGCCCCCAGUGCGGCAAGGCCUUCAAGCGCCGCUCCCACCUGCUGCAGCACCGGCGGGUGCACCCCUGAGGGGGCCCCUCGCGCCCUCCCCCGGCGCCGCUCGCCGCCGUGCAGAACGGCGGGGAGAUUUGCUUGGCCCUCGGACGCGUGAGCGGCCCCCCACCAUCGGACUCGAGCGGCGAACUGUGGGGGGCAGGGCACUCGGGCCGCCCCUGUCGGGGACGCACCGCGGAAGGAUGUUCCUGGCACAACCUAGGGGCCUCUAGCCAGAAGGGGCGCCUUCCCCGCCGUUGGCGAAUUCAGAACGAACGGGAGAUGUCAGUGUCGUUGCUGUGAGAAAACCCAUGACACG
Molecule: messenger RNA, 3300 nt
Organism: Leopardus geoffroyi (Geoffroy's cat)
Lineage: Eukaryota; Metazoa; Chordata; Mammalia; Carnivora; Felidae
Gene: ZNF550
Product: zinc finger protein 550
Exons: 4
Coding region: 1875-3017 (380 amino acids)
Biological process (GO): regulation of immune system process; regulation of cytokine production; negative regulation of transcription by RNA polymerase II
Molecular function (GO): DNA-binding transcription repressor activity, RNA polymerase II-specific
Source: RefSeq, a predicted model, not a curated record